AUGUCAUACUCAAAUAAUAUGGCAGGAUCUAGGCCCCAGACAGCACCGGACCUGUCCGUCCGGUGUGUCAGCGCGCUAGACGCUGCGCGAGAUAGCGACGACAACGCCUUGGUGUUGACAUGCGAUCAACUCCAGCAAGUCAACGACUUUCGCAAGCUCCUUGAUAGCACCGAAGACACCGACCAGUUACAGCUGUGCGCAGAGAAAUGCAGUGAACUACUUGGCCAUGGCACCAGCCUACAGCUUCUGAUUGCCGCCUAUGACGAUGUCAUGUCAGCUGCCUGUUGCGGGUACAAAAACAAAAAACAGGAGAAGGUUGACAAUAACGCCGAGCGCGACGAAUGGGACCGCUACUUUGGCGUCGCCACUUCCGCGGCCGAGGUCAAAUCCAACUGCCUCAGCGCGCUGAAGGCCGUGGCCACUCGCUGGGGUCGAGAAGUCGUCCUGCACUACCCGUGGGCGUCCAAGGGUAAAUAUUUCUGGAAUCUGCUUCGCGCCGCCGCACUUCAUGUCCCGACGUGGCUGAUGCCGCGCUGGUAUUGA
Lasiosphaeria miniovina is the source of this 543-nucleotide messenger RNA. RefSeq lists its product as uncharacterized. The coding region runs from base 1 to 543 and encodes 180 amino acids. Lineage: Eukaryota; Fungi; Ascomycota; Sordariomycetes; Sordariales; Lasiosphaeriaceae. The transcript has a single exon. The record is from RefSeq and is a predicted model, not a curated record.